AUGGCCACCCUACGCGACGCGCAGGAGCGGGCCCGGGGCUGUGUUACGAUGUGCACAGCAGCAGUGGCAGUCGUUGUGUUCGACCUGAGUGUGCAUAGCAGUACGAUGCUGAAGGUCGCGCUCGUGCCGUGGCGGACUAUUACGUCCGAGUCAGUUGAGUCAAUGAGGAGCGUGCAAGAUCGUACGAACGAUCGCACGUUCCCAGAUAUCCUGAGUACCCAGUUGUCGACGACCGACAUAUCUGCGUCCCACCGCCUUGAUGUCCCGCUUAUGCGUGCAGCGCUCGAAGUUCUCCUGCGAUUUGUGUGCGGUAGAGGGAUCGUCUUCCAAAUGGGGAUGCCGCACGCUGCAGCGGCGUGCGAGUUGAAGUGUGAAGAUCGAGAUGAUAGGAGCGAAAGUGGACGAACGCGACGGGGCACACCGUGUGUUCUGGCGUGGUACGGUUUUGCAGGUGUAGGUCGCAAGAGUGAGAUGUAUAGACGCCGCCGUGAGCUUGUCAUCUCAGAUCCAGAGCGCUUGCUUCGGUGGGCGCUUGAGCCUCGAGGAGACAACUUGGCCAUGCAUAGCUCAGAGCCUGCAUGGAGGCGAAGUGCGCGGCGGCCUCGCAUUCAAUCUCGGGAUGGCCUGGGCACGGUUUCGCUGAAGUCGCCCGAUGAGCAUGCACCAUCAAUGAAUCGGGCAUCCCAAAUCGGGACAGGCACGCCUUGCCUACUAUGGGCAAUUGGUACCACGCUUGUAGCGACAAUACGACCCAUAUGGUCUCGACGCGACUGCCCCCGACUCCUACGCGAGCACUCAACCUGCCUACGUACCUUCCAAGUCUCUCUCCCAUCGAUGGCGCCGAACUCAACAAGCCGUGAGCUCUGUGUACCGAUGGCGACGAACGAUACAUCAACAAGCCGUGAGCUCCGACAAGGACGUCUAGAGGCUUUAAAUCGCUCAUGGCAGGCCCCUUGUGAAGGUGUACCACGAGCACAGCUCAGUGAGCGCGUCAUCGCAACGGAGGACCGCCUACAAGAGAAGGAGGCUGAAUGCCGCUAUCUCUUCCAUAUGGUCAUCCACAUCAGCGAGCAAAGCCGCAAGCUGGGGCUUACCGGGGCGUUGGAGUAA
Molecule: messenger RNA, 1110 nt
Organism: Rhodofomes roseus
Lineage: Eukaryota; Fungi; Basidiomycota; Agaricomycetes; Polyporales; Fomitopsidaceae
Exons: 8
Coding region: 1-1110 (369 amino acids)
Source: RefSeq, a predicted model, not a curated record